Ceratotherium simum simum (southern white rhinoceros) is the source of this 708-nucleotide messenger RNA. The record is from RefSeq and is a predicted model, not a curated record. NCBI's taxonomy places the organism in Eukaryota, Metazoa, Chordata, Mammalia, Perissodactyla, Rhinocerotidae.
GCUGGGUCCAGAGCCGCGUGCGGAGUUUUCGGGCAUGCCCCGCUGCUAGCUGGCUUUGAUCCUGAAAGCCAUGCAGCGUCCAGAGACUGCUGCUCCUUUGAAACGUACGAUAGAAGCCCUGAUGGACAGAGGGGCGAUAGCGAGAAACCUGGAAAACCUGGGGAAGCGAGCACUUCCUUAUAAGAUCUUUGCCCACAGCCAGCAGCACAGCAGAGGAGGGUAUUUCUUGGUGGAUUUUUAUGCACCACCACCAACUGUUGAAAGCAUAAUGGAGUACUUGUCUCGAGACAUUGAUGUGAUUAGACCAAAUGUUGUAAAACUCCCUCUGACUCAGGAAGUAAAAGAAUGUGAAGGGAUUGUCCCGGUCACACUUGAAGAAAGACUAUUCCACGAAGAACAGGAAGUGAGAAGAGUCACCAGAUUUUAGCCGUAUAUUUAAUUCUCUCAUUUUUGAGCACCAUGGAUUAAUAAUUUACAAGCUUGACCUUUAUACAAGAGCGUGUUACAGGCGCCAUUUGAUUUUUUUAAAGGUAUUUUUAGCUCUUGAUUCUCUUUGCUGUGAGAGGUGGGGGAAUGGCUUGCUUAGAGCCACUUUGUGAUCUGGGGUACCAGCACACCGGUCUUGAUUUUGUUUCAUUAGUGUAAUUUCUUUGUCAGUGAGGACUUUUGGCCCUACAGCAACACUAACACCAUCUUGAAGAGGAAAAC